AUGAACAGGAAAGACAGCAAGAGGAAGUCUCACCAGGAAUGCACCGGUAAGCCAGGGGGACGGGGUCAGCCCCGCCCCGCCCGCCGCCACAAGACGUGCCCGAGCCCGCGGGAAAUCAGCAAGGUCAUGGCUUCCAUGCAUCUGGGCAUACUGAGUGAGGGUGGCUGCAGCGAGGAGGAGCUGCUGGAGCAAUGCAUCCAGAGCUUCGACUCAGCUGGCAGCCUGCGCCGCGGAGACCACGUUCUCAACAUGGCGCUGGCCAUGCACAGCUGGGUGCUGCCUUCCGCCGACCUUGCUGCCCGGCUGCUGACCUCAUAUCCUUCAGGGAAACCCAAGUACCAGAAGGCCACAGGGGACACACAGGAGCUGAGGAGGCUACAGAUCUGUCACCUGGUCAGGUACUGGCUGGCCCAGCACCCAGAGGCGCUGCACCAGGAACCCCAUCUGGAAGAGGUUAUCAGCCGUUUCUGGGCCACGGUGGCCCGGGAGGGCAACUCAGUCCAGAGGAGCCUGCGAGACUCCAACCUCCUGAGUCCUGGUGGUCCCGGCCCCCCGCCGCCCAUGAACAGCCCAGGCUUCAGCAAAAAGCGCAAAGUAUCCUUGCUCUUCGACCACCUGGAGACCGGGGAGCUGGCCCAGCACCUCACCUACCUGGAGUUCCGCUCCUUCCAGGCCAUCAUGCCCCAGGACCUGCGGGACUACGUUUUGCAGGGCUCCGUGCGGGGCUGCCCGGCCCUGGAGGGGUCCGUGGCUUUCAGCAACAGCGUGUCCCGCUGGGUGCAGGUCAUGGUGCUGAGCCGCCCCGGGCCCGCGCAGCGCGCACAGGUGCUGGACAAGUUCAUCCAGGUGGCACAGAGGCUCCGCCAGCUGCAGAACUUCAACACCCUGAUGGCAGUCACGGGGGGCCUGUGUCACAGCGCCAUCUCCAGACUCAAGGACUCCCACGCCCACUUAAGCCCGGACAGCACCAAGGCCCUGCUGGAGCUGACCGAGCUCCUCUCCUCCCGCAACAAUUACGCCCAUUACCGCCGCACCUGGGUCGACUGCCGAGGCUUCCGGCUGCCCAUACUGGGUGUGCACCUCAAGGACCUGGUGUCCCUGCACGAGGCGCAGCCCGACAGGUUGCCUGACGGCCGUCUGCACCUGCACAAACUGAACAGCCUCUACCUGCGGCUGCAAGAGCUGGCAGCCCUCCAGGGGCAGUGUCCGCCCUACAGUGCCAACGAGGACCUUUUGCACCUGCUCACGCUUUCCCUGGAUCUCUUCUACACGGAAGACGAGAUCUACGAGCUUUCUUAUGCCCGGGAGCCCCGCUGUCCCAAGAAUCUGCCACCCUCCCCCUUCAAAGCACCCCUGGUGGUGGAGUGGGCCCCUGGUGUGAUGCCCAAGCCAGACAGGGCCACUCUGGGACGGCACGUGGAGCAGCUGGUGGAGUCUGUGUUCAAGAACUAUGACCCCGAAGGCCGAGGAGCCAUCUCUCAGGAGGACUUUGAGCGGCUCUCGGGCAACUUCCCCUUCGCCUGCCAUGGCCUGCACCCACCUCCCUGCCAAGGGAGCGGCUCCUUCAGCAGAGAGGAGCUGACCGGGUACCUGCUCCGGGCCAGCGCCAUCUGCGCCAAGCUGGGCCUGGCCUUCCUGCACACCUUCCAUGAGGUCACCUUCCGCAGGCCCACCUUCUGUGACAGCUGCAGUGGCUUCCUCUGGGGUGUCAUCAAGCAAGGCUACCGCUGUCGGGACUGCGGGCUGUGUUGCCACAAACACUGCAGGGACCAAGUGAAAGUGGAGUGCAAGAAGAGGCCAGGAGCCAAGGGCGAUGUGGGGCCCCCAGGGGCCCCUGUCCCACCCACCUCAGUCCCUCACGCCAGCUGUGGUUCAGAGGAAAAUCUCUCCUACACACUUUCCCUGGAAGCCGAGACUGGGUGCCACUUUCGCCACGCCUGGACCCAGACGGAGUCCCCACACCCGUCCUGGGACCCAGAGACGGGGCCAUUCGCUUGCCUGCUGGCUGCCAGCCCGGGCGAGGCACUGCCCCCAGACAGCUCGGCCCCCUGCAACCCCGUCUUCCUCCUUCCAGGGUACGACCCCGCCAGCCACCCCAUCACCCAAGCCGGAUCCCUAGAUGAUGCCGCCGGAGUCCCCACCGUCCGGCCUCCUCCCUACGCUGCCUUUGAUGAAGGGUCCGUCACCUCUCAUCCCAAAGACAGCUCCUUCCUCCCUUCCUUCGUCACAGUGGCUGUUCCCCAAGCUGCCUUUGCCCGUGCGGCCCCGUGCCGGGCACGCGCACACUCGGGCAGCGUCUCCCCGGCUCUCCGUUUCACAGACGCGGAGGCCGAGGCCGCUGCCCCAGAUGGGCAGAGCUCCCGAGGGUUGGAGGCAGCACUCAGACUCAGGCCCUCCGACCGCCUCCAAACCAGACGCUCCAGAUGA
This is a messenger RNA of Lepus europaeus (European hare), 2427 nucleotides long. RefSeq names its product RAS guanyl releasing protein 4 (gene RASGRP4). Lineage: Eukaryota; Metazoa; Chordata; Mammalia; Lagomorpha; Leporidae. Bases 1 to 2427 code for a protein of 808 amino acids. The record is from RefSeq and is a predicted model, not a curated record. The transcript is spliced from 17 exons. Gene Ontology annotation, molecular function: guanyl-nucleotide exchange factor activity. Gene Ontology annotation, biological process: positive regulation of GTPase activity; Ras protein signal transduction. Gene Ontology annotation, cellular component: plasma membrane.